AUGGCGGACCAGGAUGUAUUUUGUUCAAGCAAAAAUAUCCUUACGGGAGCCCCUGAUUCAGGACAAAACAAGGACAGUGGUGAAAAAGUGUCAGAAAAUAUCCAAGAUAAACAAACAGAUUUUGCUAACAAGUUUCGCCGGCUACGAGCGUGUGCUAGAUGUCACCGUUUAAAGAUGAGAUGCGUUUUUGAAGACCCGAAUUAUGAGAGUUGUACAAGGUGCUUCAAAGCGGGACUUCGAUGUUCUGCAACUGUCGAUCCCACGUCUGCUAUGGCUAAACCAAGACCAAGGAAAAAAUGCAAGAUCAAAGGUACGGGACCUUUGGUAAACCUCCAAGUGUCAAUUAAUGAAGCAAACAAAUACAUCAAGACAUUCCAAGAGGAAAAUUAUAGUGAGGUUGAUGCUGAGCUGAACGAGGAAAACUUGGCAAUGCUACAAGAUCAACUGGCUGAGGUACAGCGUUUGCUUGCACAUACUUUGGCUAUACACAGAAGAAGAAACUCAACGAAUGAAGCAGACAGGAGGGAAGCAAAUACAAUAAAUUCAAUCAAGGCGGGUUCAGUAAAGAGUGUACCAGGUCUGCCGUGGAUAUCAAAAGAUGCCAACAUAGUGAAGGAGUUGAUAAAGAUAGGCAUAAUCACAGACACAGAAACAAGCCAAAGGUUGGAGUAUUUCAAAACCGAAUUGUACCCCUACUGGCCAUGUAUAUCUUUUCCUAAGCAUUACACAUAUAGUUGGCUGUUAGAUAAUGAACCUCUACUUUUGUUAGGAUGUAUCACCGUUACUACUCUAAAUGAACCAGACCUACAUGAUACCUUAUUGUACUACUUGGAAGAAGCACUAUCUCUUAGGGUGGCUAUCACGGGGAACAUAACUGUUAGUAUGAUAGACGUGUACUCUAUAUUAUCGUUAUGGUGCUCACCGCCUAAAAAAUGGGGAUCAUACAAACAUCAAAUGAGUCUUAUGAUGGCACUAAGUUUAACAUUAUGCUUGGAUAUUGGAAAUGAAGCAUGUAAACAUUCUUCCACUGUGCUUACAGAUGAUUCUUUUGACAAACAAAUGGUAAGGACUUAUAUGUCGGUUUAUGCUUCAUGUGGAUCUUUGGGUUUAUCAUUACCGAAGUUUAAAGUUGUUAAUUGGACACCAGUUCAUGAAAAAUGUUCACACUUGUUGAUAAAAGGAGAAACAAAUCAGUCAGACAAGUUCCUACAUUUUUUCACAAGGUUGGUUUCAAUAGGGGAAGAAAUUUUUCAGUUUUUUUGUCCAAAUGGAUUUAAUAAAAAAUUGUCACUAGCAAAUACACAACCUAAAGGUACCUCAAAAGAAUUCAAAAUCACAAACAAUGAGCUUAGAUCUACAAUGAUUGGUUAUGAGCAACGUAUGCAAACAUUAGCUAGAGAUUCAAAACUAUUCAGUACUUCAUCUAAAGCAAAAAAUCUCCUGUCAAUAAUAUACUAUCAAUUAUUAAUGACGAUGUACGACUAUGUGGUAUGCCAUGUUUUAGACAAAAGAGAAGUUGUUACUGAAGUAUACCUCCAAACAUUAACAAGAUUAGUGAAGGCAAGUGAGAAGGUUAUAGAGUCUUUCACUCAACUGUGCAACCAAACUUCCAAUUUCCCGACAUUUUUUUAUUACCGGCCAAUGCAUGCGCUAGUUGCCUUAAUCAGAGCACGACUAUUGAUAAAAGCACAGCAUCUUGACUUGGAUGUGGACGUUGAAAAAGAUUACAAAAAGGUAUGCGCUAGUAUCAAAAAUAUAUCGAGUAGAUCAAUAGUUGCAAAAAAGAUGUCAGUAAUUCUGACAAGAGUUUCAAAAUGGAUGAAAGUUUCUAACAAAUUUGAUAAGACAGGCUCUACAAAUUUGAUGAUGGAUCUCUUGAAUGAGCUUGGAAAGGAGAAAGCAGUUGAAAGCAUAAAAAUUGACUUGAAUGUAGCCGACCAAGGAGAUAAUAUGAAUCUAUCUGACAAAUCCAAGAUUAGACUGAAUAAUCCUAGGGAUUGUAAUGACAACAUAUACAACAGUUUUCCAGAUCUGGUUGCUUCCUCCAUAUCUAUGAGACCGACAUCUUCAGUAGAAGGUAGUUCUUCUACCAUUUCCAUGCCUUCUCCCAUUGGAUUUUCGAGCUCGGAGUACUCACAAACCGAUGAGGCAAACCGUUCUAGUCUGAAGAGAGCGAAGAACACAGAUGUGCAAACUUCUAGUGAGCACCCAUUAGUACAACUAGACACUACAUUGGAUGAUCUCACUGAUAUACAGAAGCAACAGGAAUUCUUGCAUGGAUUAUUUAGUCAAAUUGAUUCCGAUAUAAUGGGAGCAGAAGACCAGGUGAGUGACACGAACCUAGCCACCCCAAUACCGUUUAUGUUUGAUUUUCUAGGGAGUGGACCUCAGGCAAGCGAGCUUCCAAUACUAGAGGAUUGGUAUAAAAACCUAUAA
Pichia kudriavzevii is the source of this 2436-nucleotide messenger RNA. RefSeq lists its product as uncharacterized. The coding region runs from base 1 to 2436 and encodes 811 amino acids. Gene Ontology annotation, molecular function: DNA-binding transcription factor activity, RNA polymerase II-specific; zinc ion binding; transcription cis-regulatory region binding. Gene Ontology annotation, cellular component: nucleus. Gene Ontology annotation, biological process: regulation of DNA-templated transcription. The record is from RefSeq and is a predicted model, not a curated record. The transcript has a single exon. NCBI's taxonomy places the organism in Eukaryota, Fungi, Ascomycota, Pichiomycetes, Pichiales, Pichiaceae.